Molecule: messenger RNA, 2323 nt
Organism: Eptesicus fuscus (big brown bat)
Lineage: Eukaryota; Metazoa; Chordata; Mammalia; Chiroptera; Vespertilionidae
Product: caspase-14-like
Exons: 7
Coding region: 102-1211 (369 amino acids)
Biological process (GO): proteolysis
Molecular function (GO): cysteine-type endopeptidase activity
Source: RefSeq, a predicted model, not a curated record
UUCAAAACAAAGAGGAGAGACGGGAGGCGUGUGCGGCGCGCGGGGCCCCGAGCUCCCCGGAUUGGCCGGGCCUCCGGGGGCUUCCGAUCUGCUGGGCGAAGAUGGAGGGGAGCCUUGAAGGCGGCUGUCUCUCGGGGCCCGACGGCCCCCGGGCCAACGGGGAGACCACGCAGGCCUGGGAGGGGCUGCUGAGCCGCUUGCAGAAGACCCUGGAGGUGCUGUCCCCGCAGGAGCUGCGCAAGUUCCGCUCCGUCCUUCAGAAGGUGGACGAGGAGCCGCGCGUGACCCCGCUGAGGCUGGAGCUGGAGGGCGGCAGCAUCGCGGGGCUGGCCCAGCUCCUCGCCAAGCACUACCACCCGUGGGCCGCGUCGCGCGUCAUCAUCAAGAUCCUGCGGCAGCUGCCCCGCACCGACCUGCUGCCGCUCUGGCAGAGCGACCCCGCCGACGGCCAGGUGAUCCCAAGAAAAGCUCUGAAGAGAAGCUAUGACUGUGUGGACGGUGACUUGGACUGUUACGACCUGAGGGGCCGGCGGGACGCUUUCCUCAUGUGUGUGAAGAGGAACAGGCCAGGGGCCGACCGCGAUGUCGUUCUCAUGAAGCAAUGGCUUCGCCAGUGCCAGUUUGAAUAUACGUCAUGCAUCGACCCUGACAAAAAGGAGUUACUUGAAAAACUAACAUCAUUUCGUGAUGGAUUAAAUGAAAUUAAAGAUGAAAUUAGCUGUUGCCUUGUCACUCUUAUGUCCCAUGGAGAAAAAGGCUAUAUUAAAAUAAAAGACGAUGAAAGAGUCAGCCUGGAAGAGAUUUUUGAAAUGUUUAAUAAUAAAAAUUGUCCAGCACUUCAGGAGAAACCAAAGAUCUUUAUAAUCCAGGCAUGCAGAGGAGAGAGAAGAGAUAGUGGUGUUGAAACAGAUGAUGAACCCAUGGACUUGGAUGACAUAUCCGAGAGGAAGAGGCUGCCCACGUUCAGUGAUUAUUUCAUCAUCUAUCCUACCCAGGCAGAUCACGUUGCGUUGCGGCACCCCCACACCGGCUCUGUGAUGAUUGAAGCAAUGACGGAAAUCUUUGAAAAGUAUGGGAAUAAGUGGCACAUCGCCGACUUUUUCACCAAAGUGAAUAACAAGGUGGUGCACACGGAAUUUUUCCUACGUGAGGAACCAAUAAAAGUAUCGCUUGUCAUGGAAUCCACUCUAACGAGAUCCGUGUACUUUUGACAUCAGGAUGGUUUAAAAAAUAAGGACUUCUUUAUAAUAGACUUUGUAAAGAACUGUGAGGCUUUGUAGCAUAGGUCAAAUGAGUAUAUCAUUUUGUAUUAUUUUUGUCACGAGUUGUAUUUCUCUAAUUUGUUUUGUAUACGUAUGUUGUUUUUAUAAGAUUUAACUCCGCGUAUUUGGAGUUUGUAAAUAAUUACUUUUUUUUUUUUUUACACUGAAUUUCUUAUUUCCUGAACUGUUAUGAAAACAUGGAAGUCCAGCCCCAUGUGUGUGCUGUUUUAUCAUGUACUUCUCUUGCUGAUCACCCCCAUCGGCUCCACUGUCCGUUUGGUGCCCCGGUAUUAACCUUUUGCACUCGGAUGUCGAGUGUGACUCGACACGGUUAGCAUCGGUAGCAGCUCGAGAAAAAAGCAAGCAAGUGCAAAGGGUUAAGCCUCAUCUUCUUGGCUUAGUAUUCCGGAACUGCCUUUAUGUUGUCUUCCCCUGGUUCACCUGUUUCCCCGUAUUGUUGUCUGCGGCCAGGCUGAUCUCCUUUUUGACUUCCUAAGCCACCCCCAAGUCUGACCUUGGGUAUCUCUACUUGUCCUUUGUGUCUUGGAUGCCUUCAUGUUUUCACCCCCCCACCCGUUCUCCGGCCUCCUCCUCGUUGCCUUGGUACCUUUGAAUGAACUGCUGCUUUCUGCCUGGCACACUCUGUUCCACCCCAUAGGUUAAGUCCCUUCUGUCCUUCCAAGUUUAGUUCAAGCAUCCUUGCAAAGGGAUGCUCUCCGCAGCCCCUCACGCUAGGUCAGCCCUUCUUCAGUACUCGGAGACCCUCUGCUUUUCUUCUGUGGCAUUUAACACUACUGUCCUUACAUGGCUGUGCCGUGGCUGUUAGUCUCGCUCCCCGUUCAGUUGUAAGCUCCAAGAGGCACAGGCCACGUGUCUUACUCGUAACUGGAUUCCAGCUUCCAUCUGUGCCUUACGACAGAGAGAAGCCCUGUAAGAAACAUUUAGCAAAUGACUGAUCCAUCUUUUCAUUACUGUAUCCAUUCCUCAGACCUCGCCUCAUUACCUCUGUGCCUAUCUAGCCACACGCUAGUCAUCCCCACCCAUGUGUCCCAUGGCCACUU